Messenger RNA from Spodoptera littoralis (African cotton leafworm), 1959 nucleotides. The record is from the annotation of a GenBank genome assembly. Lineage: Eukaryota; Metazoa; Arthropoda; Insecta; Lepidoptera; Noctuidae.
AUGUGGGAGGGCGGCGGGCCGUCGACCAGCAAGCAGGCGGACGCGGCGCGGCAGCACGAUGCGCUGUUCCACGAGCUCAUGCAGGAGUGCCGCCACAGCGCGCCCGGCGCCAGGCUCUCCGCCAAGAUGCGUACGGCGCUCGAGCGGAUGAGCCCGGGCGCGCGGCGCGCGCUGUGUGACCGCAAGCUGGACGGCUGCGCGCCGCUGUUCGUGGCGUGCCGGCGCGGCAACGUGGAGAUCGUGGAGUACCUGGUGCACGUCUGCGCCGCCGACCUGGAGCAGCGCGGCGUGUACGAGGUGCCCGACGACCGCUCCGUGCACUGCGUCACGCCGCUGUGGUGCGCCGCCGUGGCCGGGCGCCUGGAGGUGCUGCGCGUGCUGGCCGACGCGGGCGCCGACGUGGACGCGGGCUCCGACAGCGGCUCCACGCCCGUGCGCUCGGCCUGCUUCAUGACGCACCUGGACGUGGUGCGCUUCCUGGUGUCGCGCGGCGCCGACAUCCACCGGCCCAACCACAACGGCGGCACGUGCCUCAUCAACAGCGUGCAGUCCGUGCGCCUCUGCGCCUACCUGCUGGAGCACGGCGCCGACGUCAACGCGCGCGACACGCAGCUCAAGACCGUGCUGCACUACGCCAUCCAGGAGCACCGCCUGGAGACGGCGCGCCUGCUGCUGGACCACGGCGCCGACCCGCUGCUGGCGUCGCGCGCCGGCGACGACGCGCUGCGCACGGCGUGCCUGAAGGGCGCGGCGCAGAUCGUGAGCCUGCUGGCGGGGCGCGUGCGCUACUCGGCGGCGCGCAUGGCGGACGCCUACGAGCUGCUGGGCAGCACGCAGCUGGACGAGUUCAACGACGUGACGGCGGCGCUGGGCGCCUGGCGCCGCGCCACGGCCAUCCGGCACGGCGGCGGCGCGUACAUCCCCAAGCGGCCCGUGCGCGCGCCGGCGCCGGCGCUGGGCGGCGCGCGCGAGUGGCGCUCGCUGGCCGAGCUGGAGGCGGCGGCCACGGACAUGGACGCGCUGCGCACGCAGUCGCUGCUGGUGGUGGCGCGCGUGCUGGGCCCCGACCACAAGGACACGGUGUUCCGCCUCAUGUACCGCGGCGCCUCGUACGCCGACGCCUUCCGCUACCAGCGCUGCAUCGACCUGUGGAGCUGGGCGCUGCAGCUGCGCAUCGAGAAGGACUCGCUGCUGUCGUCGGACACGUGCCACACGGCGUGCGCGCUGACGCGGCUGAUGCUGGACGCGGCGGGCGGGCGCCUGGAGCGCGCGCGCGGGCUGCCGGCGCUGGGCGACGUGCUGCGCGUGUUCCGCCUGCUGGCCGACGAGCUGCCGGCCUGCCGCCGCCUGCUGCGCGCGCGGCCCGUGUUCAAGGCGCAGGCCGACACCUUCGACCGCGCGCUGCGCUGCGUCACGCACGUGCUGUACCUGCUGCAGGCGCGCGCCGCGACCCCGGCCGAGCGGCGCGGCGUGGCGGCCGGCGUGCGCGCGCUGCUGGCGGCCGACGUGCGCUCGGCCAGCACGGGCGACACGCUGCUGCACCUGUGCGUGUCGCGCCUCAACGUCAUCCGCUCCACGUACUUCGCGGACGAGCUGGACGCCGCGCCCGUGUUCCCGCACGCCGGCGUGGUGCGCCUGCUCCUGGCCUGUGGCGCCGACGUGCGCGUGCGCAACGAGGCGCGCUCCACGGCGCUGCACGUGGCCGCCAUCCCCUACAACUUCAGCACGGAGCUGGUGGCCGUGCUGCUGGCGGGCGGCGCGCACCUGGACCAGCCCAACAAGUUCGGCGACUCGCCGGCCGAGCUGGUGGCGCUGAACCGCGGCUCGCGCGUGCGCGUGCUGCAGCACGUGACGCUGGCGUGCCUGGCGGCGCGCGCGCUGCUGCGGGCGCGCCGCCCGCUGCCGCCGCACGCGCUGCCCAAGACGCUGCUGGACUUCCUGGACCUGCACCGCGCCUAG